AUGACUGAUCUAGACAUGCUAUCAUACUUCCUUGGUAUUGAGUUUGUAAGCAAAGAAAAUAGAAUUUUUAUGCACCAAAAGAAGUAUGCUAAUGAUGUACUAAGAAGAUUCAAGAUGAAAUACUGCAAUGGGGCUGAUACACUAAUAGAAGCAAGCAUGGUCCUAACAAAAGAAGGCAAUGAGGAGUUGGUUGACUCUACAACAUUCAAACAAUUAGUAGGAUCAUUGAGAUAUUUGUGCAACACACGACCAAACAUAGCUCACAGUGUUGGACUGGUUAGUAGGUACAUGGAAAAGCCUAGAACAUCUCACUAUUUGGCAGCUAAAAGAACUUUGAGGUACAUCAAGGAAACAAGUGAGCUGGGACUGCACUAUGCUAAAAAGCAGGCUGGAGUUGAAGCUGGUUCGAUUGAGUUCACUGAUGCAUAUUGGAAGCAAAGCAUAGUCGCAUUGUCUACUUGUGAAGCUGAAUAUGUGGCUGCAUCCAUGGGAGCAUGCCAAGCUGUAUGGCUGGCAGAACUGGGACUGAGAAGUAAUGAUGUAGUGAAGAUGGAGAUAGACAAUAAAUCAGCUAUAGACCUAGCAAGAAUCCGAGUGUCCAUGGAAGGAGCAAACACAUAG
Molecule: messenger RNA, 621 nt
Organism: Cicer arietinum (chickpea)
Lineage: Eukaryota; Viridiplantae; Streptophyta; Magnoliopsida; Fabales; Fabaceae
Source: RefSeq, a predicted model, not a curated record